UUCUCCUUUCCUCUUAAACUUGUCGUUUUGGUUAAACACUCUGAAAGCUGAGCGCUUGUAAAACACUGAUUAAUUUGUGAUUAAGCUAAGCUCUAUCUUAAUUUCGACAUUUUCAUUUUUAUUAUUAGAGGGAGAGAGAUCCCAGUCUUUUAUGUUUUUUGGCACUAAUAAACACAAAGAAUCAAAAUGAUGUCUCCAAGGCAAGUCUCUGAAGAUCUUCGCGCUGGAUCUUCCCAAUUCAGGCACACCCCUUUGCAGAUAAUCCAUAUAAUUGGCAAUUUCAUGAGAAUAUGGUCAGUUUACUCAAUGUACCGCUAUUUGAAUCAGACGGGAGCACCAGUCAUACUUUUUCUAUUUUGUUGUCUGGUCCCUGCAUCAAUCCUUUUUCUAAUAUUGCAAAAACCUUGGAAGGGCAGGCCACUCUCAAAUCAGCAGGUAGUGCCUUCUAUAAUAAAUGGUGGCAUAACUGCUUUAUACUUCAUUAUGUGGGGAAAAGGCCUCAAAUCAUGUGGACCAGUCAGAGCUAUUUUGGCAGAGUAUUCUGGUGCCGUUCUUGGGGUAUUGUCUGCAGUGUUAUAUGGGCGGAGAGGCCAUCUUUGGAAGAAGGUAGGUGGGCUUAUUGCAAUGUUGGCAUCUUUCUACUUACUAGCUCAGGGGUGGGCCAUGGCAACAUUUUCUCCAUUCUCAUGGAAAGAUAGCCCUGAUGCUGAGGUUCAGACAGAACAAGUGUUGGGUAUGAAAGAAAUGGUAGUUCCCAUUUUUGCUGGAAUCUUAUCGGCAUUGAGAAGAGUGAUUGCACGCCGUGUUUCUCUCAAGAAUCAACUUAAAAGGCGGCUUCAUGCCAUAACUAUUGCUUCUGCAACAUGUUUUCUAUUUCCUGCGGCCAUGUGGAGCACAAUCGUAGGAUCACCUUCUGGUAGUAGUGUGGAGCUGCCAUUCUCUACCUGGGCUUUUUUGAGCACUAGUUUCUUUGGAAUUAUCUUGAUAUUCUAUGUUGACAGUAUAGCAGAAGAAAGAUUACUCAUGGUUUUUUCUUCGCCGAGGCAUUUGAUGGCAGCUGGAGGAUGCAUCAUCGUCAUGGAGAUUGUGUACAAAAUGGACUUUUCCUUAACGGGCUUCCUGAUUUGCUGCUUAAUUUUAGGCUUUGGGAUAUAUGAGGCAACUUCUUUGGAACGUACAAGGAAAGAUUCUUUACAAAGUUCUGAUUUAUCAAAUGGGGUGUUAGACGACCAAAUUCAGAUGUCUUCUCUUCCAACUUGAAUUGUCAAUCUUUGAGUUUGUUUAUAUCGCAAGCAAUUUUGUUGGCAGUAUGUGUAGCGGCCAUGUUGGUUCUUUAUAUACAGAUUGUGAUUAGCAGAAAGGAAAAAUAUAUCUUGCAUCAGUCAUGGGAACUCCUGGAAAAUACUUGGUUUCCGAACUGCUAGGAGACACCCAAGCAUAUUGUUGGUUGUUCAGAUGUUGAUGUGGCAUUUUGGGAGAUUGAGCAGUGAUAUCAGUGGCUUUAUCAUAUUGGUCUAUACAGUUUCAGUUAAAAUUACACUUACCUGCUGAAAGAAUAUACCUGCACUAACCUAGGAUUCUGUGAGGGGUGAGGGAUAGAAUCUCUUAUCUUGCAAUUAGUUGAGUUACAAGGUAUCCAAAUUGUUGUAUAUUGAGUGCUACUCACCUCAUCGGCCAUGUGACAUUUUUUGUUAACCAAUGGACUCUUCUUGUAAUUGGGUUUCUUUAGUGUACCCAGCACUGGAGAAUUAUUGAUUUUUAAUUAUUUAUUUAUUUUCAGUCU
This is a messenger RNA of Quercus lobata, 1783 nucleotides long. Its product is annotated as zinc transporter. The coding region runs from base 187 to 1260 and encodes 357 amino acids. The record is from RefSeq and is a predicted model, not a curated record. Lineage: Eukaryota; Viridiplantae; Streptophyta; Magnoliopsida; Fagales; Fagaceae. The transcript has 11 exons.